AUGUCCUAUGAGGGAACACACGUGAUUUUCUUUCUGGACACUCAGGGGACAUUCGAUUUGAAAACGGCGAGGAAUAUCUCGGCGUGGAUCGCUGGGUUUAGUCUACUCAUCUCUGAUGUUCAGAUUGUUAAUCUUCGAGGAAAUAUCGGCGGUGAUGAUCUUCAUGAUUUGAAUAUGUUUGUUGAAUCAGCUGCGGCUUUUAAGGAAGGCUCAGUGGCAAAGAGUCUAAUUUUCGUGAUUCGCGAUGCGGCUGAUUGGAAAGAGAGCGAUUUUCUUGAGAAAUUAUGGAAACAAAAUGAGAAGUCGAAAGAAAUGAAAGAAAUCGCUGGGUCGUUGAAACAUCGCUUUAUAAAUGGAAUCGAUUGCGUUUGCGUGGCGCCAGUUUCGGAUCGGAUUCGACGAGCUGAUCGAACGAUUGAGUUACAAGAAGAGGAUCAAACACUGAUCCAAUGCCUUAAACGAGUUCAACAAUUGAUCUUUGAAAAGUGUCAGCUUGAGAGCAAAGCUCAACUACAAGCUCCUAUCGAACUAGCCAAAAAAAUCACGGCUUAUCUCCAAGACGAUGCACCGGAGCUGAGACCAACUGUUCAGGUGAUUCAAGAAGCCACCGUAAUCCAAGCAGUAAACAAAGCAUUUGAUGUCUUUGCGAAAGCAAUCAAGACUUCGACUCCGGAAACUUUGUCAAUGGCUGAAGCUUUAGGGAAAGCUGAAGUUCAUCGAAAAUUGGAAACCCUGUUGCUGAAAAAGGAAAACCUCAUUGCUGAAGCUCACGCUUUGUUGGAUCCAAAGAUUGAGGAAAUGAUUCUGGAGAAGAAAAACGAGUUUGCUCAACUGAAAAAGGAGAAAGACGAGUUGAAAGCGGCUGAGAAGUCUGCCCAAGAAUUUAGAACGAAAAUUCACAAGAUUUCAACUCUAAAAGAGGCUUUGCACUGGGAAAGGAAUUCAAUUCUUGAGAAAUACGGUAGCUUUACAAUGCCCUCAACGACCAUUCAGUCAAUAAAGGAAGCGCUGAGCACUAAAAUUAUCACUCUUAAAUCGCAAUUCAUUGAAACUCGACUCAAUGAGCUGAACAAUGAGCUCCGAGCUUACUUGCUCAUGACCAGCUUUGACAAUGUUCCAGAAGAAGAUCAGAUCAAAGUCCACAUUAAAAAAAUGCUUGAAUCUUUCAAAAAGGAGUGCUUUGAAAAUGCUAUCGAAAGUGCAGAGUUUUGCAUAAUCGAGGGAAAGGUUCAAACCACUUUGGAGAAAACGGGUUUGAUUUGCCGGAGCAUGCUUGCCUCAAAGAAAAUCGCAGAGAUGAAAAAAGCUGAGCUUGAAGCUGAAUUGGCUGCCGAGAAACACGAUUCCGCAAAUUAUUCCGAUAUUUCUUCUGAUUCGGAAAAUGAUCUAGAGGAAGAAUUCACGGAGUGCUUCAUUGCCAAUCAACUUGCCACGCACCAACUCACCAGA
This is a messenger RNA of Mesorhabditis belari, 1449 nucleotides long. The record is from the annotation of a GenBank genome assembly. Lineage: Eukaryota; Metazoa; Nematoda; Chromadorea; Rhabditida; Rhabditidae.